CAUCCCCACCCCCACCUCCAUCAUCUGUUCCUUUGCUCCCACAUCCAUUAUAGGGCAGGUUUGUAUUUAGACUGAUUGAGCAAGAGAGAGAGAGAGGUGGGGGGGGGGCGUCGGGAGUAGAGCGAGAGAGCGAGAGAGAGAGAGAGAGAGAACUAGCUGAAAGCGGCGAGCAGGCUAACAAGCAAGCAAGGCUGCGGCCAUGGACGGCGUCAACAAUGGAGCCGCAGAGGAUGUGCUGAGGUGAUCAGUCAGCCGGGGCCUCGGCUGAGGGUGACGAUACUCGAGGCGGUGCGGGGUGGGGUGGGGUGGGGGGGAUAAUCGGGGGGAGGAAGAGGAGGCGAGGAGGGAGGAGGAUGGGCCUGGCACAGCGGCAAUUGGAUUAAAGCAGUAUGCUGGACAAGAGCGAGGCGACGACUCUCAGCCUCCCCUCCACCGCCAGCCAUGGAGGCUCCGACAGCAACAUCAGCGCGGAGGCGGCGGGGUCAUCAUCGGGGGUCACAGGCGGAGGCGCGGAGGGCGGCGCGGGGGCCGGAGAGCCUCAUCGGACGCGCGCCGCCCUGGAGCACCUGCAGCAGAAGAUCCUGAAGGUGACCGAGCAGAUACGCGUGGAGCAGGAGGCCCGUGACGACAACGUGGCCGAGUACCUGAAGUUGGCCCACAACGCCGACAAACAGCAGGCUUCCAGGAUCAAGCAGGUGUUUGAGAAGAAGAACCAGAAGUCGGCCCAGACCAUCGCACACUUGCACAAAAAACUAGAGCACUAUCACAAGAAGCUAAAGGAGAUAGAGCAGAAUGGACCCGCCCGUCAGCCAAAGGACGUCCUGCGGGACAUGCAGCAAGGAUUAAAGGACGUGGGGGCCAACGUUCGCGCGGGGAUAAGUGGUUUUGGCGGCGGUGUAGUGGAAGGCGUGAAAGGUGGCGUGUCGGCCCUCACUCACACGGCCGUGGUCUCCAAGCCCAGAGAGUUUGCCAGCCUCAUCAGGAACAAGUUUGGCAGCGCGGAUAACAUCGCCCACCUGAAGGACACAUUGGAGGACGGCGUCGGGGGCCACGCGGACGACGCCCCCACCCCUCGCGCGCUGAGCGGAAGCGCCACGCUGGUCUCCAGCCCAAAGUACGGCAGCGACGACGAGUGCUCCAGCGCCACGUCCGGCUCGGGCGCUUGCAGCAACUCUGGCGGGGCGGGAGGAGGAGGCGUGUUAGGGCCCACGAUUGGGAGUCCCAGGUUGGACGGGCACCACCAUCAUCACCAUCACGUGCACAGCUCGUGGGACUCUCUCCUUGAGGGCCUGCAGGAAAUCAAAGCAAGUCAGGCCCACAUGGAGGACACCAUCGAGGACAUGAAGGGCCAGCUGCAGAGCGACUACUCCUACAUGACACAGUGCCUGCAAGAGGAGAGAUACAGGUAUGAACGACUAGAAGAGCAACUGAGUGACCUGACGGAGCUUCAUCAGAAUGAAAUGAGCAAUCUCAAACAGGAACUGGCCAGCAUGGAGGAGAAGGUGGCGUAUCAGUCCUACGAGAGAGCAAGAGACAUUCAGGAGGCGGUGGAGUCCUGCCUGACACGCAUCACCAAGCUGGAGCUUCAGCAGCAGCAGCAGCAGGUGGUCCAGCUGGAAGGCGUGGAGAACGCCAACGCUCGGGCGCUGCUGGGCAAGCUCAUCAACGUCAUUCUGGCGCUCAUGGCCGUGCUGCUGGUCUUCGUGUCCACGCUGGCCAACUUCAUCACGCCGCUGAUGAAGACGCGAGCCCGCGUGGCCGCCACCGUGCUCCUGACUGUGCUGCUAUUCGUCUUGUGGAAGCAUUGGGACUUUGUGGAGACCUGGCUUCUUCCCAGCUGAGCCGGAGAGGGUCAACUAACCAGAAGCACACGGGAUGACCUUCAGAACUCCAGUCCAUCUCAUUGAUCUGCUCCAUUGGUGUGGAUGACCAAUCAUUGAUUACGAAACCGCUGUCACCAAAAAACAAACAAAAACAACUCCUGCAAUGCUUUUUAUUUUCUAACUAGGAGGACACCGUGAAGACAGGAUGAGGAUCCGUCAUGAAUGUUAUGUGCUCGUCGUCAUGCAUGUCCUCGUGUGGCAUGUCUUGACGCUUCAGGAAGGACAACAUUUUUGGAUUUUGGAAUAAUUGCCAUUUAGUUGGAUACUGUACAUUCAUCCAACACUUACAUUAGGUAUACCUGCACAAUGUGUCCACAAACCAGCAGCAUUGUAAUGUCCAUUUUUUCAAUUUAAUUUAAUUUAAUUUAAUUUAAUUUAAUUUAAUUUAAUUUAAUUUAAUUUAAUUUAAUUUAAUUUAAUUUAAUUUAAUUUAAUUUAAUUUAAUUUAAUUUAAUUUAAUUUAAUUUAAUUUAAUUUAAUUUAAUUUAAUUUAAUUUAAUUUAAUUUAAUUUAAUUUAAUUUAAUUUAAUUUAAUUUAAUUUAAUUUAUAUUUUUUGUAAAUAAGUAUAUUUUAUUCAUACACCUUUCACAGGAAAAAAGUAUCUUUUUUUGGAAUAAUAAAAUGUAAAAAAAAAAACUAAAAACACAAUAAAUACGCAUGGAUUUAUCCAAUUUAGCUAAAAGCCUGCUUAAAUACAUAUAUUUAAGUAAAUCCAUAUUUUUAUAUUGUUUAAGUAGAUUUUUUUCAUACAAAUCCUUCCACAGAUAAAAAUCAUGAAGCAUUUUUGUCAUAAAAUAAUUCUAGAAUAAAAACAACGUAUUCAUUCAUUCAUUCAUUUUUCUGGAGCCAAUCCCAGCUGUCUUCGGGCGAGAGGCGGGGUACACCCUGGACUGGUGGCCAGCCAAUCACAGGACACAUAUAGACAAACAACCAUUCACACUCACAUUCAUAUCUAUGGACAAUUUGGAGUCGCCAAUUAGAAUUAGCCUAGCAUGUGGGGCCUGCGUGCUAACCACUCGUCCGCCGUGGAGCCCAAGUAAUGUAUGAUUAAGUAAUUAUUUAUGAUUAUAUAUUUUUUAUUUGAAAUAUCUAUGAUCUAUUAAUAUAAUAUAAUAAGCAAUUGUAAACAAAUUAAUUAUUAAUUUAGAAAUAAAUAAUUAUUCGUAUUCUAUUUGUUUUCUACUGUGUUUUCCAAUAAAAUAAAAUCAAUUACACAAAUACACAAAACCCCAGUUUCAGGAAAAUAUCAAUUCCCGACUAAAAAAAAAAAAGAGAAAAUUAGCUUUUUGUGAAAAGAUACAUUUCCAGCUUAACUAAUAUUUUUUGCUAAGGUGACAGCUAACUAUCUAAACAUAACUAACUAUACCAACAUAAACAACACAAAAAUGGGUUGUUUUACAACAAAAUAGCAAUUUAUUUACAUAUUUUGUUUACAAUUGGAACUGAACUAUGUGUAACAACCGCAAACGCAAACGGUUCUACUUUUCGGCAGCAAUAUACGUCACACCCCCCCUCCUAAAAAUGUUGAGAAAUUACAUCAUAAUCAAUCUUUUUUUUGUUUGUUUUGUUUUUUUUCACUACUGAAAAAAUUAAGACAAAAAUAUUUGUUAGCAAGAUUUGUUUGGAUGGAAGGAUGAAUGGAUGGAUGGAUGGAGGGUAUUUCUAUGUUUCGAAUCAUCAACAGGGGAAUCCUUUAGCGAGCUUUUUUAUCGGAAAGCCGGACUCGCAUGUAGCCAAGGUAGCUAGCUUUUAAAAGGGGAACUACACUUUUUGGGGGGAAUUUUGCCCAAAAAAAAUUUUUUUUUUUUCCCUUUUCUGUGCAUUAUAACACGAGAAAACAAGUGCCACUGGAGAUUUAUUUGGAGAAAAAUAAAUAGCCUUCCCUGAUUAUAUUAUCCAUUUAUAAAAGCUAAAUAUGCUAGCGUUAGCACGGGAAAUAAAAUGCAAUAUGACAUAUUAAUACUUAAUAUUAGCAGAUGUAAAUGUCACAGGAGACCAUGCAUCAUGAGUACUCAUCACAUUAGUCUCCUUAUAUUACAAUAUUUUCUGGAGGAAUAAACAUUAUUAUAUAAAGGAAAAACAUUGGAAAACACGCAAAACACUGCCCACUAGUGGUCACAACAAGAUACGGCGUAUGAAAAUGCUUCAUGAAACCAUAACAUCAAAAACAAAAGUUGUUGCUCCAAUGAAUUAUUUUUUUUUUAAUGGAUAAAUGUUCAUUUGUCAAAGUUAAUAGUUAGCAUAGUUAGCAUAAUAAUCACAUUCACAUGCUUUAUGCUGGCAUUCAUGUGAAAUAUUGAAUUGUGAUGAUGGUACAACAAACAUGAUGGUACAAAUGUUUCUAAUGUUUUUGUUGAAAUGAUUAGAAACAUAUUAAUAAGUUGAAUAAGCAAUGCCAGCGUUUCCAUUGAAAGGGGGUUGGUUGGUUAUAUUGUGCAGGCGUACCGAAUGUUGCGUCCCUCCCUGGUUUGUCGCUUUUUAGACAUUUCUCUGGCCGUGUUUCCUUAGCUGGCGUUGAACCAAUCCGCUCACCUUCAUGCAUCACCUUCGUCAUUAUGAUAACGUGAAAAAGAUUUUUCCAUGCAUAUAGUAAAUGAUUUGACUUGUCGUAGAUCUGCUUUUGCUCCCUCCCUGCAGUAUCAAACUGGCAUGUCAGUGUGUGUGUGUGUGUGUGUGUGUGUCAAUGUUUCUAUCCAUUUUGCAAAAAUAAAUAUGUCUGUUUUUUCAA
Molecule: messenger RNA, 4612 nt
Organism: Doryrhamphus excisus (bluestripe pipefish)
Lineage: Eukaryota; Metazoa; Chordata; Actinopteri; Syngnathiformes; Syngnathidae
Gene: tmcc2
Product: transmembrane and coiled-coil domain family 2
Biological process (GO): amyloid precursor protein metabolic process
Cellular component (GO): endomembrane system
Source: RefSeq, a predicted model, not a curated record